GGGAGUGCCAUAUCUAUGGAAACAAAGGGCCUCCGCCCCUAACCAAUACUUCCCUGAACAGUGCGAGCGAGGGAAAGAGACGACCGAAGAGAGAACAAAUUCACCCCCCUUCGGAGACUUUGAUGCUCCGAUCUCGUAAACUCUUCCUUGCGAUUCUCGCUGUCUCUCAUCUCCUUAAAUUCUCACCCGUUCCUCUCACUCAGCCGAAUCCCCAUCUGUGUUUGUCUCGCUGAGUUGCUGUUUGCUGCAAUCGCACGGCCAUGGCGAUCUCGCUGACCUUCAGCUUCGUCGCGGGCUUCCCCGAUGGCCGGACCUCCUUCCGGAACAUGCUCCGUCACCGUCGAUCCUUCGGCGCCAGCUUGCUGCGCCAGAAACUGCGUCCGGCUCGCGGUCUUUCUGGUCGCAAAUUCUCAGUCUGUUGCGAGUCCAAGACAGAGGAAAUGCAGAUUAGAAGGUGCUCUCCUUUACUAGAAAGUGCAUUUUUAUCAAGUGAUGGUGUCUCAGCCUCUGGUGAAUGGAGAGCAGUCCCAGACAUUUGGAGGUAUUCGGCAGAAAGAUUUGGUGAUCGGAUAGCAUUGGUGGAUCCAUAUCAUGAUCCUUCUUUGACUUUGACUUAUAAACAGCUGGAGCAGGAGAUAUUGGAUUUUGCUGAAGGCCUGAGAGUUAUUGGAGUAAACCCUGGUGAAAAGUUAGCACUGUUUGCUGAUAACUCCUGCAGGUGGCUUGUUGCAGAUCAAGGUAUGAUGGCCACUGGAGCAGUAAAUGUGGUAAGGGGUUCAAGGUCAUCUGUGGGAGAGCUUUUGCAGAUAUAUAACCAUUCUGAGAGUGCUGCACUUGCUGUGGACAAUCCUGAAUUGUUCAACCGGAUUGCAGAAACGUUCUGUUUUCAGGCAGCUAUAAAAUUUGUCAUACUACUUUGGGGGGAUAAAUCAUGCCUGAAUGGUGAUGUGCUGGAGAGCUUUCCAGUUUACAGUUAUGAGGAGAUCAUAGAUUUGGGACACAAGAAUCGUAUGCUUUUGCUUAGUUCUCAUGAUGCUAGGCAGCGUUAUAUCUAUGAAGCUAUUAACUCUGAUGAUGUUGCUACACUUGUAUAUACUAGUGGAACCACUGGUAAUCCAAAAGGUGUUAUGCUUACACACAAGAACCUGUUGCACCAGAUAAAUAAUUUGUGGAACAUUGUACCAGCUGAACCAGGGGAUAGAUUCCUGAGCAUGCUUCCACCUUGGCAUGCAUACGAGCGAGCUUGUGAAUAUUUCAUCUUUACUCAUGGAAUUGAGCAAGUAUACACAACUGUGAAAUACUUGAAGGAAGAUUUGCGGCGCUAUCAGCCUAAUUACCUGAUUGCUGUUCCUUUGGUUUAUGAAACACUCUACACUGGUAUCCAAAAGCAAAUUGCUACAAGCUCGACACUUCGAAAGCUUGUUGCACUUUUGUUUAUAAACAUCAGUUUGGCAUACAUGGAGCUGAAGAGAAUAGUUGAGGGUAAAUAUCUAACGAAAAAUAAGGAGCAGCAUUCUUAUCUUGUUUCAGCUUUAGACUGGUUGUGGGCAAGAACUAUUUGUCUCAUAUUAUGGCCUUUACAUCUCUUGGCUAAGAAGCUUGUAUAUAACAAAAUUCACUCUGCUAUUGGAAUAUCAAAGGCUGGCAUAAGUGGAGGUGGCAAUUUGCCUUCACAUGUUGACAGGUUCUUUGAGGCAAUGGACAUAAAAUUGCAGAAUGGGUAUGGUUUAACAGAGUCAUCUCCUGUUGUAGCUGCUCGACGUCCUAUGUGUAAUGUUCUAGGCUCAAUUGGGCAUCCACUUCGUCAUACAGAAAUCAAAAUUGUGGAUUCUGAAACAGGUGAAGUUCUUCCUCCAGGUUCAAGGGGCAUUGUAAAAGUCAAGGGGCCGCAAGUCAUGAAGGGUUACUACAAGAAUGAAGCAGCCUCGAAACAAGUCUUAGACGAGGAUGGUUGGCUAAAUACUGGAGAUGUUGGUUGGAUUGCACCUUACCAUUCAGCAGGACGCAGUCGUCAUAGUGGAGGCGUUAUUGUUCUUGAGGGGCGUGCUAAGGAUACAAUUGUUCUUUCAACAGGUGAAAAUGUUGAGCCAUCAGAGCUUGAAGAAGCUGCCAUGAGAAGUAGUGUAAUUCAUCAGAUCGUUGUUAUUGGCCAGGACCAACGUCGUCUUGGAGCUAUAAUUGUUCCAAACAAAGAAGAGAUUCUAGUGGCAGCAAAAAAAUUAUUGAUUGUAGAUGCCGAUGCCUCUGAACUUAGUAAGGAAAAAAUGAUGAGUUUAUUGCAUGAAGAGGUCAGGAAAUGGACUGCCGAGUGCUCAUUUCAAAUAGGGCCGAUUAUGGUGGUGGACGACCCUUUUACAAUUGAUAAUGACCUCAUGACUCCAACCAUGAAGAUUCGGAGAGACAAAGUUGCAGAUCGAUACAAAGAGGAAAUAGAGAAGCUAUACCGGUGAAUUGUAUGCUUAUAAAGUGAUUGUACUAGUGGCAGAAAGAGCCUUCUUUGGUUGAUAGGAAGGCAGAAUAUAUUUAUCGUUCUGUGUCUAAUGCAAAGGUUUAAGCUUUUUGGUAUAAAAUGACAUAAUACGAAACAAAGUUGGGAACAAUACAAAGCCUCAGUGUACUUGAUGAUGGUAGGGUACAAUUUGUUGGAACCAAACAUUCAGACAACUCAACAAAAUGGCCAGGUGUGAGGUGCCCUAUUUCAA
Diospyros lotus (date-plum) is the source of this 2702-nucleotide messenger RNA. RefSeq names its product probable acyl-activating enzyme 16, chloroplastic. Gene Ontology annotation, cellular component: chloroplast. The transcript has 18 exons. Gene Ontology annotation, molecular function: long-chain fatty acid [acyl-carrier-protein] ligase activity. Gene Ontology annotation, biological process: fatty acid elongation. The record is from RefSeq and is a predicted model, not a curated record. Lineage: Eukaryota; Viridiplantae; Streptophyta; Magnoliopsida; Ericales; Ebenaceae. The coding region runs from base 261 to 2450 and encodes 729 amino acids.